AUCAAGAUAUCGAGUAGGUUUGUGAAACACGAUGAGGAUCCGUAAACUCAUCUCUCAGAAAAAAAUCUCAGCACCUAAUCCUUCUUCGAAUAAUCUUUCUUCAUCUGUUUCUUCUAUCCCUUCUUCAUGUCCUGCUGCUGCUGCUACUAGUACUGUUUCAACUUCAACAACUGGUUUAAAGGAGAAGGAGGCGGACCCUGUGAACAUUUUACAGAAACAUCAUGUUGGUGUUUGUGAGCUAAAUAUGUCAGUAUGGGAUGUGACUGCAGAUGACGAGCUUCUCUAUUACCGCAAAGAUGAAGAGAUUUCUAAGGUUAUAAAGAACGAAGAUAAAGAAGAAAAAGAUUAUCAUGAUGAGGAUAAAAUUCCAGAUGAAUCAGUUGAUACAGAAGAAUAUCGAAUAAGUACUGAAGAAGAUGAUAGUGGAUCCGAAGAAGAUGAUCAUGAAGAAACUGAUGAAGAAGAAGAAUUGAAAGAGGAACAAAAUGCAACGGAGAAUAAUGGGACACCAGGGCUAAAACCAGUGAUCAAGGAUGAUGAUGAUAAGAAGAGGAAAAGAGAUUACGAAGAAAAUCAUAUUGAAUCCGAAGAAGACAUUGAAGAAACUGAAGUAGACAAUGAAGGGAAGUUAGGGUUAAAAUCAGAGAAGAAAAAGAAGAAGAAACUAGAAAGUGAUUCCGAUCCCGAUUACGAUGGGAAACGCUGGCAUUGUCGAUCCAAAGCACAAACAGGGAAUCCAUUGUGUGAACAUCAUAUGAUUCAAAUGGAACGUUAUUCAGAUCAUCACUAUCGUCAAAGAAAAUUGGCCAAUAAAGGAAUAGUUAGACCACCAAAGGAAUCGAGGACCAGUACUGUUGAUACUACUACUAAUCGGGUUAAAAGAAGUAAGAGCAAAAGAGGCAGACCAUCAAACAAGGGGAAAUUAUCUGGGGGAAAAUCAUCGGAGUUUUAUUAUUAUCCCGGGUUUGGUCCGUUAUGGGGCAAGAGUAAAAGAGGCAGACCAUCAGAUGAAGUUAAGAAACAACCAGAUUCAGAAGAAAAUUUAGAUGAAGAAAAGCAAGUUAUUAUUGAUGAAGCCCUAAUUACUACUCAUGGAAUAAGUCCAGUGAAAGUCACAGAGGAUAAUGGUUGUAUCAUGUUCGUUGAUGACGAGUUUGAUGAUGAUUAUAACACCGAUGAAGAUUGUAAUGGUGUUAAUGGCAAGACAAAAAACCGAAAACCCAUCAAAGCUCGAUCACUCAAUUCACUGUUCUGAUUGGAUUUUUAGUUUUUGGGAUUCAAACUUUUUUGAUGAUGUCCAGGGAGAUAUAGUAAAUUAGUACUUCAGGUAGUGGUGGUGGAGUCAUAGGAUAGAUAGAGCUUGUCGUGUCUCCUCAUGGAUGGAUGGGACUGGGGAAAUAAUUAACGUAUUUUGUAAAGGGUGUUUU
Molecule: messenger RNA, 1427 nt
Organism: Papaver somniferum (opium poppy)
Lineage: Eukaryota; Viridiplantae; Streptophyta; Magnoliopsida; Ranunculales; Papaveraceae
Exons: 3
Coding region: 32-1255 (407 amino acids)
Source: RefSeq, a predicted model, not a curated record